Messenger RNA from Cannabis sativa, 770 nucleotides. Its product is annotated as mediator of RNA polymerase II transcription subunit 11. The coding region runs from base 106 to 456 and encodes 116 amino acids. NCBI's taxonomy places the organism in Eukaryota, Viridiplantae, Streptophyta, Magnoliopsida, Rosales, Cannabaceae. Gene Ontology annotation, biological process: regulation of transcription by RNA polymerase II. The transcript is spliced from 3 exons. The record is from RefSeq and is a predicted model, not a curated record. Gene Ontology annotation, molecular function: transcription coregulator activity. Gene Ontology annotation, cellular component: mediator complex.
CUUGUAGUGACCGGAAUUUACUAAUCUCGUCUCGUCAGUGUUUCUCUUUGCUAUCUCGUUUUGGUUUCAAUUUGGAAUCAGUAUCAAACCCAAUCAACUUCACACAUGGAUUCCCAGACACAGAACACGUCGUUGCAGAGACUUCAAAAUGUGGAGAAGAGAAUCGUUAGGGUUUUGGAACUUGCUGCCGGAGUCAUGGACGAGCUUUCCAACCCCACCGGUCCCAGAAAGGAGUUCGUCAACAACCAUUGCCGCGAGUUCAUGCAAAUGAUCAAGGAUAUCCAAGUGGCAUUGAGAGAAGAAAUCAAGAGCGCAUGUGAUUAUCGUCCAUUUGAGAAGUGUGAUUACAGUUCGAGAAUAGCCAAUGAGAUUUGUUGCAAGAAACUGGAUUAUGUGGUGUUGCAGUUGGAUCAAAUGAAACAAACCAUUGAUGAUUAUCGUAGUAGUACACUGUGAUGAUUCAGAGAAGAAAACUAGGAAGUUAUUUUCUAGAGUAUAGGUAUGUAUUGUAACUUGCUCUUGGGGGUCAAUCUUGUUGAGGUGAUUGCGCCUACUUUGCUUGAAGUGUUUACAUGUUUAGAAUGUGUGAAUUUGACCCGUAGAAGUUACCAUUAGCAGAAUUGCUAUAGUUUUGUAAUUUCUUUGUCAAACUAUUUUCUUGGUAUUGCAGGAGAAGUAGUUUUAUUGAUUCAAAUAUUUAGUAUAAUACACAAAAUGAAUGUUAAUUUGUCUAAUGGACAAUAUUAUUCAAACUCUUUGAACACAGCCUA